UACUUUGUCAAUCCAACAGGUAAGUUACCCAGAAUGCACUUUGAUCCAAGAUGGCGUCUGCCGGGAAUCCCAAUUAUCCUGGAGGGGGAGGGGCGCAGAGACCAGGUUUCAACAUGUUCCCAGCCCAGCAAAUGACUCAGCAAGGCAUGAUGGUACCUCCAACAAGUCAAGGAAUGAUGGGAGUUGGACCGAUGUCCCAGGGCAUGAUGGGAGUACCACAAGGCAUGAUGGGACCAGCGGCACCAGGACAGAUGGCGGCACCAGUGCAGGGAGUGCCUCAGGGGUUUCGGGGAAGCCCCGUCCCAGGGAUAGCACCACAGUUUGGUGGAAUGCCACAGCAGUAUGGAAUCCCUGUAAGUGGAGGUUUUGCCUACUCUCCAGAGAUGCAGAAGACCUAUGCUGAACAACAGAAAAAAUUUGCAGAGCAGCAGCAGAAAAUGGCGGAAGAACAGAAGAAAAGAGAAGAAAAGGAGAGAAAAGAGAGACAGUUCCAGGAGCAGAAGAGGCGACUUGGCGCCAUGAGAACCACCACCAUGGGGAAAGGCGGGGCCAACUUUGACUCCAUGUUUGGCCGAGCUGUGCAAGGGUUUGCCCUGGAUGUAACCAAAGGAAGUACAACACCUAAGGCCCAAGUUACUUCUCCUGGUGUGCCAGGAUCUGCUUCUGACUUUGGGGGUCCUACAGCAGGGCUGACCCCACCUACCCACAGUGCCCCUCCCCCAGCGGCGCCCGUCACGCCUCCAUCCACUGAGGAUGAUGACUUUGGUGCCUUUCUCGGAGGGCCCACCCAAGUUCAGCCCCAAGAAGAGAAACCUGUACAGAUGACUGGAGUGGUGGGGUCUGGAGUAAUGACAGCAUUGCCUCAAGACAGUGGACCUAAAG
Branchiostoma floridae (Florida lancelet) is the source of this 882-nucleotide messenger RNA. RefSeq names its product synergin gamma-like. Lineage: Eukaryota; Metazoa; Chordata; Leptocardii; Amphioxiformes; Branchiostomatidae. Gene Ontology annotation, cellular component: clathrin coat of trans-Golgi network vesicle. The record is from RefSeq and is a predicted model, not a curated record.